GGUCACUCCGCUCUGGACUGGGAUUCGAACUUGGAGACGCUCCGCGGUGGGAAACGAUGCCCAGUUCAUCUUUUUAACGCGUUUAAAUGGAGAAGAAGUCCAAGAUGCUGCUGCCGCUGCUGCUGCUGCUGCUCGGUUUCAGCGCGGGUGUCCUGGGACAGCUGGAGGACUCCCAGUUUGAAGAUGAUGUUGAUCUGGCAGACUUUGAUUUAAACAUUGCGCCGCGCAGGGUCCCUCGCCAGGUGAAAACUGUAAUAACAAAGGAGACCAAACCUCACAUCCAGGAACUCUCCAUCAAGACCACGAUCAUCUCCCGCUACGCUUUCACUGCGGUGUACUGCGCCUUGCUCAACCGACACUCCGCCGCUAGUGAGGGUGUCUUCCAGUUUCAAAUCCCCGCUAAUGCCUACGUGUCCAACUUCACCAUGAUCAUUGGGGGGCGCGUCUACCAGAGCGAGGUGAAGCCAAAGGAGAAGAGGAUCAAACAGGAAAAAGGCAAACCUGAGAAGAAGGAGCCAGGUGACACAAGCUCAGACCCGGAGGUGGAGGUGUUCAGAAUGGCAGCUAAAAUUCCUGGUCGAAACCGGGCCGUUUUCCUUCUGACGUAUGAGGAGCUUCUGCAGCGCCGGCUGGGGCGUUACGAACACGUGACCAGCCUGCGGCCCAUGCAGCUGGUCAGCCGCCUCAGCCUGGACGUCACUAUCGUCGACCAUUCCCCCAUCACUGACCUGGAGGUGCUGCCACUCCGCAACAGCAAGAGCAACGGCAAGAGCAAUGGCGCUGCCAACACUGCAACUGCUCCAAACACACCAGCCAAGCCCAAGCUUCCCAUCACCACUGUGAUCAAAAACGAAAAGAACGUCUGCCAGAUCACCUUCAGCCCCAACAUCACCCAGCAGGCAAAGAUCACCACCAGCGGCAUCCUGGGAGACUUCGUGGUCCGCUACGAUGUUCAGAGAGACACGGGGAUCGGAGACAUCCAGGUUUUAAACGGCCAUUUCGUGCACUACUUUGCCCCCAAAGACCUCCCUGCUGUGCCCAAGAACGUGGUGUUUGUGAUUGAUACCAGCGCCUCCAUGUUGGGGACUAAGAUCAGACAGACUAAAGAUGCCCUGUUCACCAUCCUGAGGGACCUGAGGCCCGGCGAUAACUUUAACUUCGUCAGCUUCUCCAAUAAGAUCAAAGUUUGGCAGCCGAAUGGUCUCGUGCCAGUGACCCCCCUCAAUAUCAGAGAUGCCAAGAAGUUUAUUUACAUGCUGAUGCCCACUGGAGGCACCAACAUCGAUGGCGCCAUCCGAACUGGCUCCUCUCUGCUUCGUGAGUACCUCUCGGGCCCUGACAGCAGCCCGAACAGCGUCUCGCUCAUUAUUUUCCUGACAGAUGGGCGACCCACUGUCGGAGAGAUCCAGUCCGCGGCGAUCCUAGGGAACACUCGUUCAGCUGUGCAGGAAAAGUUCUGCAUCUUCACAAUUGGGAUUGGUAAUGAUGUGGAUUACCGACUGCUGGAGCGCAUGGCUCUGGAAAACUGCGGGAUGAUGAGACGCAUCAAUGAGGAGGCUGAUGCCAGCGCCAUGCUCAAAGGGUUCUAUAAUGAAAUAGGAACUCCUCUGCUGUCUGACAUAAGAAUCAACUACACUGAAAACUCAGUCCAGUACGUCACUCAGAAUCUCUUCACCAACUACUUCAAUGGCUCUGAGAUUGUCAUUGCUGGGAAGCUCAUAAAUGAAAGUGCAGAAUCCCUCCAUGUCCAGGUCACUGCCAGCAACAAUGACAAGAGCAUUAUCCUUGAGACCGAUGUUCCACUGAGACGCCGACGGAUAGAUACCGAGAAGCAUGUGAAGGUAGCCACUGCUGCAAUGGCGGCCGGAGUCAAAGCCCUGGGGUCCGAUGCAACACAGAAAUUAGGAGUCGCUUUGGGUUCAGUAGCAGAAGACUUCGUGGAACGUGUGUGGGGUUUCUUAAGCAUCAAGGAGGGACUGCGGUCACGGCUGCGCAGCCAAACCAGCAAGGAGAGGGAAGAUCAUACUCAACAGGCAGCCAACCUAUCUAUGACCUAUCACUUCUUCACUCCUGUCACCAACAUGGUGGUGGAGAAGCCUGAAGUCCUGGCUGAUGGCACCAUGGCCCCAGCACCCACCAUCACGCCAGAAGCUGGCGAGGAUGCUUCACCUGCCAAUGAACUGCCAGAUGACACAGAUGACAGAAAGCCACAGACGCCUGAUGGGAAACUUGUCAACCAGGCUUUAUCACUGAGCAAUGCAAUCGGUAAAGCUGAGAGGAGACCAGCCAAGAAAUCCAUCACCUUCUCCAAGACAUCGGCGGAUGGUGAUCCCCAUUUUGUGGUUGAGUUCCCCCUCAGUAAACUGACUGUUUGCUUCAACAUCAACGGUGAGCCAGGACACAUCCUUGGCCUGGUCUCUGACCACAAGGACUCUGGUGUGACAGUCAACGGUAAGCUCAUUGGGGCCCCAGCUCCACCAGGCAGUCACAAGCAGCAGCGUACUUACUUCAGCACUAUCACCAUUGUGGUGGAUAAACCCAAGCGUGCCUACAUCGAGGUGACCCCUAAGAAAGUUAUUCUGGAUGGACGAGACCGCAUCGUUCUGCCCUGCCACUCCACUGUGUCUGUGGACAGUGGGGUGCUGUCAGUGGCCAUUGUGGGAAAGUCUAACGUGACCGUGACUGUCAGAGAGAACAUCAGCUUCGUAAUCCUGCUGCACCAGUACAAGAACCCAGCGCCCUACCAGAGAGACCACCUGGGGUUCUACAUCAGUAACAGCAAGGGACUGUCACACAGCUGCCAUGGGCUGUUAGGUCAGUUCCUGCAUGAGGAAGUGGGAUUGGCAGAGCUUCCCGCACAGGGAGACACAAAGCCCUCCGCGGUCCUGAAGGUGAAGAACCGCUCAGUGCCGGUAGUGCAGAAAAGUAGGAGGAUCUACAGCGGGACGCAGAGCGUGGACUGCUGGUUCGCCCGGAACAAUGCUGCCAAGCUGAUAGACGGAGAGUACCAGGACUAUUUGAUGUCACACAUGUUCGACACAGGAGACUGGCCACAUGGGACAAACAGGGUGUGAGAUGUGUAGCUUCAGCAUUUAAUUACUUGACUAAACUCCUUUUAAACAUAAUUAUCACAUCCAAAUAGUCCUAAAAGGCUCCACACAUCAAGUAUUUUUCUUCCUUCAGGUCCCUUUUGAAUAUAUUUUUAUUAUU
This is a messenger RNA of Archocentrus centrarchus (flier cichlid), 3210 nucleotides long. It is a transcript of the gene itih5, whose product is annotated as inter-alpha-trypsin inhibitor heavy chain 5. Bases 87 to 3074 code for a protein of 995 amino acids. Gene Ontology annotation, biological process: hyaluronan metabolic process. The transcript is spliced from 14 exons. NCBI's taxonomy places the organism in Eukaryota, Metazoa, Chordata, Actinopteri, Cichliformes, Cichlidae. The record is from RefSeq and is a predicted model, not a curated record. Gene Ontology annotation, molecular function: serine-type endopeptidase inhibitor activity.